Molecule: messenger RNA, 1948 nt
Organism: Drosophila guanche
Lineage: Eukaryota; Metazoa; Arthropoda; Insecta; Diptera; Drosophilidae
Exons: 3
Coding region: 434-1927 (497 amino acids)
Biological process (GO): G protein-coupled receptor signaling pathway
Cellular component (GO): membrane
Molecular function (GO): G protein-coupled receptor activity
Source: RefSeq, a predicted model, not a curated record
AAGUACCCGAAAGUAAAUAAAAAUAUUACUAAAUAAUAAAAUCAAUGGGCAACGUGUUUAGCUAUCGGAAUGACAAUGGGACCCAGGUGGAUACAGAUGGCAUCGGGGUACAGUGCUGAGGAUCUGCAGAUACCAAUUGAUGCCAAUUAUUGAUGUAAAAUAAAAGAAAAGGUGUGCCAAAUUCGUUACCAAUCGCAGGUAGAACUGAUCGAAUAUAUCCCUACAUAGAUACAAUACGAGAUAGAUACACAGAUACGAAACGAAUAGAUAAAAUCAGAGGGAGAGAGAGAGAGAGAGAGAGAGCCAGCGCGUAGAAUCAUCCUCAUCAGGGCUCGAGGCUCGUUAUCAUUGAUUGCGUUGACAAAUUAACAUUGAUGCGUCCAGCGUUGGUUGUUGAUAAUCUUAUCGAGAAUUUGCAGACAAUUAGAUAGACAUGUCCAGUCAGUCGCAGCCAGUCAUCGUGCCUCCAUCUGUCAUGUUCGCAUUGAAUGUAAGCCAAAGUGAGAGUGAUGAGGGUGCCUGGCUGCUGGACCCUCACCAGGAUAUGCCCUUCCACAGCGAUGAGUGCAUCUUCCAGCGACGCAUACCACCGCUGGUCAUCUUUCUGCUGUAUGGCCUGGCCGUGCCCACGCUCUCCACCUUCGGCCUGUGCACGAAUUUCAUCAAUGCGGUGGUUUUCAUGCGCCCCAAAAUGACACCCUCUGCGUUCACCUAUCUGGCGGCACUCUCCUGGAUGGACUGCGUCUCCUGUCUGCUCAUCACACUGACAGCGCUGUCGCGCAGCUUCUUCUACUACAGCCCCAGUUGGAUUGCCUACGACUAUCAGUGGCAGACGCCGCUCUUCGGCAUUAGCACGGGCGCCGCCAAUCUGAUCCUGGCCUGCCUCAGCCUCGAUCGCUUCACCUAUUUGGCCAGCUUCAAGCGGAACAGUGGUCCGCCGAGGUUCUGUCGCCGCAAGGUGGCUCGGUACAUGAUCGCCAUUGUGAUUGUCAUCUCCAUUGGCGUCAAUGUGCCAUACUUCUUCGUCUUCUGUGUGGAUCAGGACGGCACCUGUCAUGUGCAAGAGUUAUACUACUCCACAUUCUACAAGGUGCACAAUUGGUUCAGCUUCACGCUGUUGGCCCUGAUGCCGGCUCUGUUCCUGUUGAUUGGCAACACGGCCAUCAUCAUUGCCUUUCGACGGUGGACCAAGCAGAGUCGCCUUUGCCAGUCCACGGCCAACAAUGGCGACACACGCACCACCAUCAAACGUUACCAGCACCAAAUGAAGCUGACGGUGAGCAUUGUGAUUGUGAUUACGCUCUACAUGAUUGGGGAGCUGCCCGCGCACAUGACUUCCCGAAAGAGCUCGUUGAAUCUGCUCUUCGGUGGCGACACCAACAAGGUGGAUGAGUCGGUGAUGGAGACCGUGGAGGUCAUUUGCAUCACGCUGAAUGCCCUGCAGCUGUCCCUCAACAUUGUCGUUUAUGCUGUGAUCAAUCCCUCGUUUAUGCCGGAAUUCUUUCUCUGCCUCAAGGGCACCUCCGAUGUGUGCAUGGGCGUCUGCUGCUUCCGCGUCCUUGGGCGGUGCUGGCGUCGCUGUCGCGCCCGACGCCAGCAGCAGCCGACGGCCGAGGACUGCGUGGUCAGCAGUGUGGCGUCCCACCAUUUGCCAGCGGACGAGGCGAUGCACUGCGGCUGUGCCAGCUGGGCCAGCGAUUCGGACUGCCAGAACGAGGCUCACUGCAGAACAGCUGUGGGCACCUUUACGCUAGUGAAGGAUUCCCAAGUGCCAGAGCAUUCCCAUUCCCACUCCCAUUCCCACACCCAUUCGCAUGCAGAGCCGGAGGUGUUCACCACCAGAUCGAGCUCCUGCCUGCACACAAAAGACGCUGCAGCAGCCAACGAUGAGUCCCACUUUGGCGCUGGUUUUAUUAUAAUCACUUGACACGAAUGAGCAUUCAAUAAA